Molecule: messenger RNA, 1610 nt
Organism: Phytophthora sojae
Lineage: Eukaryota; Oomycota; Peronosporomycetes; Peronosporales; Peronosporaceae
Exons: 1
Coding region: 1-1548 (515 amino acids)
Biological process (GO): aldehyde metabolic process
Cellular component (GO): cytoplasm
Molecular function (GO): aldehyde dehydrogenase (NAD+) activity
Source: RefSeq, a predicted model, not a curated record
AUGGCCGACAGCACCACGCGCGUCCCUCCCACCUCGGCCGAGGCCGUCGCGUCCUCCGUGGCCGCUCUGCGCGCGUCGUUCCGCAGCGGCGCCACGCGCGACCUCAAGACGCGGCUGGCGCAGCUCAAGCAGCUGCGGCGCAUGCUGGCCGAGAACGUGCGCGAGCUGCAGGACGCUUUGUACCACGACCUGCGCAAGCCGCCGGCCGAGACGCUCAUCUCCGAGCUGGCGCCCGUGCGCGGCGAGAUCUCGCUGCACGAGGAGGAGCUGGAGGACUGGGCGGCGCCCGAGCGCGUGUGGACCAACGUGGCCAACCUCCCGGGUCGCUCGUACGUCCAGCGCGAGCCGCUGGGCGUCGUGUGCAUCAUGUCGACGUGGAACUACCCGGUGCAGCUCUCGCUGUGGCCGCUGGUGGGCGCCAUCAGCGCCGGCAACUGCGUCCUGCUGCGACUGCCCUCGCACGACACGUGCGUGCACACCAGCGAGCUGCUGCUCAAGCUCGUGACCUCGUACAUGGACCCGCGCUUCGUGCGCGUGGUGCACGGCGGCAUCCCGGCGACGCAGGCCGCGCUGGCGCAGAAGUUCGACCUGAUCCUCUGCACGGGCGGCGUCACCAUCGGCAAGAUCGUCGCCGAAGCUGCGGCCAAGACGCUGACCCCGACGAUCCUGGAGCUCGGCGGGAAGUCCCCGACCAUUGUCGACGAGACUUGCGACGUGGCUGUCACGGCGAGACGCAUCACGUGGGCGGCCUUCAUGAACGCGGGACAGACGUGUCUCCGUCCGGACUACGUGCUGGUGAGCGCCAAGGUGGGCGACGAGCUGGUGGCCGCUAUUCAACGAGAGAUCGCCGCGUUCUUCGGAGAGGACGCGCAGAAGAGCGCGUCGUACGGACGACUCAUCUCGCCCAAGGCCUUUGAUCGUGCUGCAGCGUUCUUGGAGAGAGACGCAGAGUACGUCGUGUUUGGCGGCGCUAAAGACCGAGAGGACCAGUUCGUGGCGCCGACGCUGCUGAAUUUCAAGAAGGACGUGGAGGCGUUCACGCGCAGCGCUGUCAUGCAGGAGGAGGUGUUGAGCCCCUUGUUACCGAUAGUGUACUACGACUCGCUGGAUGAAGCCAUUGACUUCGUGAACGAACGCGAGAAGCCCCUGGCGCUGUAUCUGUACUCGUCGGAUUACAAGGUGCGCACGCGCGUCUUGGCCGAGACCAGCUCCGGCAGCGCGUGCGUAAACGACAGCAUCAUGCAGUCGGUGAAUAUGAAUCUGCCGUUCGGUGGCGUGGGGUCCUCUGGCAUGGGCUCGUACCACGGCAAGUACUCGUUCGACGCGUUCUCUCACAAGAAGAGCGUGCUCAUCAAGUACGCGUUGUUCGACGCACCCCAGCGCUACAUGCCGUACACUAACUCGGGGCUGAGGAUCGUGCUGAUGCUGUUGAAGCCUCUGCCGAGCUCGCUCAUCGUGCUUGUCGCCUACGCGUUUAUCUCGCUGGGAUUUGUCGUCAUGGGGCUCUUCUUGCAGAUCUACAGAGGUGGAGCGGUAAUUGAGGAGUAGGAAAGACGACGGGUGUUGUAAGAGUCGUCGAGGUUUUGAACGUGUAAGGCGUGACGUACCGU